Hibiscus syriacus is the source of this 1402-nucleotide messenger RNA. Its product is annotated as 3-oxoacyl-[acyl-carrier-protein] reductase 4-like. The record is from RefSeq and is a predicted model, not a curated record. Bases 40 to 1005 code for a protein of 321 amino acids. Gene Ontology annotation, biological process: fatty acid biosynthetic process. Gene Ontology annotation, molecular function: 3-oxoacyl-[acyl-carrier-protein] reductase (NADPH) activity; NAD binding. The transcript is spliced from 11 exons. NCBI's taxonomy places the organism in Eukaryota, Viridiplantae, Streptophyta, Magnoliopsida, Malvales, Malvaceae.
UUUUUCGCGUUUUGCUCAUUGUACGGUACUACCAUUCCAAUGACUGCUGCAUCCAGUGUUAUUUCUUUGAAACCCGUCUCGGUAUUUGGUGAUUCUAGUGACCGGAAAUUUCUUCCCGCUCAGAAAUGGUCUCCGGUUUCCGGCCCGAUAGGGUCGGUUCAGAUUAGGUCUUGUGCCAGACUUCGGUGUAGAUCGAGGAGAUUGUUUGCUUCCUCCGGUAGUUGUGCCAUUGUCGAGCAAGCUAGCUCUGAAGCAGCACCAGAAGUGGAAGCUCCCGUGGCUGUAGUUACAGGAGCUUCUAGAGGAAUCGGCAAGGCAGUUGCCCUGGCCUUAGGAAAAGCCGGUUGCAAGGUCCUAGUAAAUUAUGCUAGAUCGUCAAAUGAAGCUGAGGAAGUUGCAAAAGAGAUUAAGUCAUACGGUGGUCAGGCUAUUACUUUCGGCGGGGAUGUUUCAAAAGAAGCUGAUGUGGAGGCAAUGAUAAAAACUGCACUUGAUGCAUGGGGAACUAUUAAUAUAUUGGUAAACAAUGCAGGAAUUACUCGGGAUACUUUGUUGAUGAGAAUGAAGAGAUCACAAUGGCAAGAGGUUGUUGAUCUGAAUCUUACAGGAGUGUUUCUUUGUACACAGGCAGCAGCUAAAAUCAUGAUGAAGAAGAGAAAGGGGAAAAUAAUUAAUAUAGCAUCAGUCGUCGGUCUGGUUGGCAAUGUUGGGCAAGCCAACUACAGUGCUGCUAAAGCUGGAGUCAUUGGCUUGACAAAGACUGUUGCAAGGGAAUAUGCUAGCCGAAACAUUAAUGUCAAUGCUGUUGCCCCCGGAUUUAUUGCAUCUGAUAUGACUUCCAAGCUUGGGGAAGAUAUUGAGAAGAAAAUCUUGGCAACAAUCCCCUUGGGCAGGUAUGGUCAACCGGAAGAAGUUGCUGGACUGGUGGAAUUUUUGGCGGUAAACCCCGCUUCCAAUUACAUCACAGGACAGGUGUUCACCAUUGAUGGAGGCAUGGUCAUGUAAAAUCGCCAUAUUUCUUUUGAUAUAAGCUUUCAGCAGGUGCUUCUACAGCUUCAGGAGAAGUUUAGUUGGUAAUUAUCAAGACCAUUAGAAUGUGAAAUUUUGUUUGUAACUAAUUCAAGAAACUAUGGGUUACAUUUGACAACUAUUUGGGUUAUCAUGGAAUUGAAUAAGAAAUUCAUAUGAACAACCUUCUCAUCUGAUGAUAAAACUUGUGAACAAUAAGAUUUGAUAAAACUGAUAAAAGGAAAUUCUACCAACUACUGUCCGUUUAAUCAUCAGCAUACUGUUCUACAAUCUGGGAACGAAUCAGGAGAAGAAUUGGUAGUCCUUUGCCGAGACGAUAAUCGACUGAAGGCCUCCGAUGGGUGAUAGAACCAUCAACAGAACACCAAGAAUA